This is a messenger RNA of Rotaria socialis, 1575 nucleotides long. Lineage: Eukaryota; Metazoa; Rotifera; Eurotatoria; Philodinida; Philodinidae. The record is from the annotation of a GenBank genome assembly.
AUGGAUGUAUCUUCAUCAACACGAAAAGCCUCAACGUCAGGUAUAAUCACAAAUUCAAAUAAGCCAACAACAGCAACACUAUCGAAUGCACCGCGUAGUAUAAUCGUUCGAAAGUCGAGUAAUGGUUUUGGCUUUAAUGUUCGUGGCCAAGUUUUUGAAGGUGGACAAGUUAAAGCUAUACAUGGAACACUUUACGGACCACUGCAACAUGUAUCAGCUGUAUCGAGUCGAGGAUCAGCUGAAAAAGCAGGUCUUUGCGUUGGAGAUAAAAUUCUUGAAGUAAAUGGCGUCGAUGUGGAAGGUGCUUCACAUAAACAAGUUGUAGAUUUAAUUAAACAUAGUAAUGAUGAACUUCACCUUGUUGUUAUCGCAUCGGUUGGUGAUGAAAGUCAUAGUGAUAUACAUUCUGGAGAAGAAUCAAGUGGCAGUUCAAAUGAUUAUUCAGAACGACGUUCACUAGCGAUAACAAUACCAGAUUAUAGUUUACUAGAAGUCAACGAUGAAAAAUUCUAUGUGUUCAAUAUUCAUAUUGCUGGCCGUCAUUUAUGUUCACGACGCUAUCGAGAAUUUGAUUCAUUACAUCAGCAAUUGAAACAAGAAUUUCCAGAUUUCCCAUUUAACCCUUUACCUAAGAAGUGGCCUUUUAAAUUAUCUGAUCAACAAUUAGAUGGUCGUCGGCGUGGUCUUGAACAAUACCUUGAUAAAAUUUGUUCGGUUCGUAUUGUUGGUGAUUGCGAUCUUGUACAAGAAUUUUUAUCAGCUGAUGUUUAUGAACGUGAUUCAGUUUCAAUUGAUGUUGAAAUCAAAAUAAUGCUACCUGAUCGUUCAGUGACCAUUCUUAAAGUUAAACGUUUCUCUACGGCUGAUAAAGUUUAUGAAGCUGUCCUGGAAAAGAUUGGUUUGCCACAACAGUGUGCUCCGUAUUUUUAUCUUUUUGAAAUUCUUGAUUAUACAUUCGAACGCAAACUUCGUCCGAAUGAAUAUCCACAUCAAAUUUAUGUACAAAAUUGUUGCACAGCAAAUACAACAUGUCUAUGUUUACGUAAAUUUAUUUUUGCACCGGCAAUCGAAAAUCAAAUUUUACAAUAUCCAUUAGCACGAGAUUAUCUCUAUCGAGAAGCGAUCGAUCAACUAAGUUCUGCGGAAAAUGCUACGGCCGAUCAACGUUCAGCAUUAAAAACUUUUGAUGAAAUUGAAUAUAUAAAAUAUGCUCAAACAUUUACUGAAAUAUAUAAUACGAUCGCAUUUCCCUUAUGCCCAUGUAGUUCACGUAAAGAUAAUGGUUGUGUUGUAGUAUCAUUAAAUAGUACACGUAUUCGUCUACACGCUUGUUCUGAUGAUGGUCAAUUAGAAGCGAAUCAAAUAGCUGAUUUUGAAUGGACAACCAUUGGGCGUUAUUGUGUUGAUGAACAAUAUUUUAUAUUUGAAUAUAAACGUUCAACUAUGAAAGUUCCGAAACCAGUCAAACUACAAACACCAUUUGGACCAUUUAUGUAUGAUUGUUUUGAAUGUAUUUUACGUGAAUUACAAUUAUCAAAUAAUAAUCCUGACAAACAAGAUGAGCCCAAUAUCUAA